UUGAAGGGCAGGCUUGUCAUAGGAUAACCCGUUUCUGUUUGCACGAAGAGGAAGAGCGGCCUAGGUUUCUCUCUCGGUAAUUGGGAACAUAUUCACCACUCCCUCGGCACCAAUUUAUCUUAUGCGGCAGUGAUUUCUACUCAGCUUCUUCAUCACCAAACUUGGAAGUACCAUGGCAAAAGCUGAAGGUGAUGGUAAGGAACCAAUGAAUGAGCAAGCAGUCGCCAACAUCUAUGGUGCCAUGAGGGCUGAGAUCAACCAAAUUUACUCCAAAAUUACUGAACUCGAGAUGGAGGUUAGUGAGCAUUCACUCGUGAUCAAUGCCAUUAAACCUCUAGAUUCAUCAAGGCGGUGCUACCGGAUGAUUGGAGGUGUCCUGGUGGAGAGAACCAUUAAAGAAGUCUUGCCGGCUGUCCAGCGCAACAACGAGGGUAUUGAAGAGGUAAUAACUCGACUUAAUGAGGCUUUGGAGAAAAAGAAAAAGGAAGUCACUGAAUUUGAGUCCAAAUACAAAAUUAGAAUUAAAAAAACUGAUGGUGAAAUGAAAGAUGAGAGUGGUAAGAAGGAAGGGAACGCACAGGGAGUGCUUGUUGGUCCUGCGAGUGGUAGUGAGUAGAUAUUUUUCCUAUUAAGCCCUUUUUUAUUCAUAAUGUUAACAUUUAUGAAUGCUUUGUUGUUUAUCUCUUGAUAUGAUCACGUUGGUUGGAUGUUAAAACUGAUCAGUUUUGUGUCUUAAGAGUGACUUGGUUUUUAAUGAA
Olea europaea var. sylvestris is the source of this 758-nucleotide messenger RNA. Its product is annotated as probable prefoldin subunit 2. Gene Ontology annotation, biological process: protein folding. Gene Ontology annotation, molecular function: protein folding chaperone. The transcript has 3 exons. NCBI's taxonomy places the organism in Eukaryota, Viridiplantae, Streptophyta, Magnoliopsida, Lamiales, Oleaceae. The record is from RefSeq and is a predicted model, not a curated record. Gene Ontology annotation, cellular component: prefoldin complex; cytoplasm. Bases 173 to 616 code for a protein of 147 amino acids.